UAUCUAUCGAACUAGUGUGAUUAGUGGAUGCAUCAGACCGAUCAUAAAAGAGCGAAGAGUUGUGUAUUCCAGCGAAAAAAAAUCUGUUAAUCCUAAAGCUACAAGAAUUUUUUUCCCCCACCCACAGGCAUACUCCAAAGACCCAUUACUCAAGACAACGACGUUCUACCUGUAGAGCGGGCUAAAUCUCCGCGUAAAACGAAUUAGCCCAAGAUAAAUCUACAGAAAAAGAAAAGUGAUUUAUGAACAAAAGCACAAACAACGGAUUAACAUUUGUUAAGUUGCUCCAGUAAUCCAUAGUACUCAAACUAAAGAAAGCUCAUUCUAAAAGGGGGCUGUCAACAUCCAGCCCCAAUCAUGGAUUGGAAGACCUUCCAAGCCCUCCUAAGUGGGGUGAAUAAGUACUCCACUGCGUUCGGCCGUAUCUGGCUCUCUGUGGUGUUUGUGUUCAGGGUAAUGGUGUACGUGGUGGCGGCAGAACGCGUGUGGGGCGAUGAGCAGAAGGACUUUGACUGCAACACCAAGCAGCCCGGCUGUGCUAACGUCUGCUACGACCACUACUUCCCCAUCUCCCACAUCCGCCUGUGGGCCCUGCAGCUCAUCUUCGUCACCUGCCCCUCCUUGAUGGUGGUGAUGCAUGUGGCGUAUCGCGAUGAACGUGAGCGGAAGUACCACGCCAAGCAUGGCAACAAGGCCAAGCUGUACGAGAACACAGGCAAAAAGCACGGCGGCCUCUGGUGGACCUACCUGCUCAGCCUCUUCGUCAAGACAGGCAUCGAGAUCUCCUUCCUCUACAUCCUCCACAAAAUCUAUGACAGCUUCUACCUGCCCAGGCUGGUCAAGUGUGAGGUCAGCCCCUGCCCCAAUCAGGUGGACUGCUACAUCGGCCACCCCACAGAGAAGAAGGUCUUCACCUACUUCAUGGUGGGCGCCUCGGCCCUCUGCAUCGUGCUCAACGUCUGUGAGAUCAUCUACCUCGUCUCCAAGGGCGUCGCUCGCAUGGCACAAAAGAUGAAGAGAAGAGAGCGCACCUUGGCCUUGCAUGAACGGUACGACAAGGAUAAUUCCUGCAGCGCCUGCAGCACUCUACCUAUGUCUCGGCUGGAGAAACAAUCCUUAAAGCCCCAGUUUCCAGGCCACCUACAAGCCACCUUACCGGCUCACAUGCAUGCGUCUGCCCCUAACCUGUCCUAGAGUGGAUGUCCACUCUAUCCCAAGACUGAACCAAACAUGGAGGCCUAUGGAGCCAGGCCUCAUCUCAUUGGUCAAGCCUGUCAAGCCUGGUCCUCCUGUAAGACUUUGUAUGAGAGACAGACUUUUCUCAAAGUCUCUACUGCCCUAGCUAUUACUGCCCUAUACUGCCAUGGAGCAAGGCUUUGUAUUGAUGUCCAUGACCCUGGGGCUAGACAACCCUGUCGUGAGCCACAUUCCAUUUUAUACAACUAAACUCUUACUUCCAGACUGAAUAACCAGCCCUUCCAACCCAUUUCCCUUCACUAUCAACGUUUCCCUUUCAAUGCAACAUAGCGAAACGAAAUUAACUAUGCAAGAACUAUUGCAUUGACACGCACGACUCAGACCGUACUCUACACAGACCGGUGCGGCAUAACCAAUCAGAGCUGCAGUAGGCCUAUUUAAGAAAUUAGUCCCGCUGGGGUGUGGUUUAUGGCCACUAUACAGCGUGCAUAAGAAGGGCUGUUCUCUGCACGACGCAAUGCGGAGUGCCUAGACACAGUCCUUAGCCGUGAUAUAUUUGCCAUAUACCACAACCCCCCAAAGUGCCUUAUUGCUAUUAUAAACUGGUUACCAAUGUAAUUAGAACGGUCUGAUAUACCAUAUCUUUCAGCCAGUCAGCAUUCAGGGCUCGAACCACCCAGUUUAUAAAUGCAAAUUGAUCAUUGCCAUAUAGGGAUUUGUGCCAUUCGCUUUGAACUUGACUGUGUUUACAGCAUGAGCGGUCGUGAGUAGAUGCACUUUUUUAUUUAUCAAAGUGAGAGCUGUAUGUAGCCACAUGUGCACAUUUUGUUCAUAUCCUUUGCUAGUUAGUGAGUUAUUAGCCCAGUUAUAAAUAAUGUAUAGUCAGCAAUGGGGGAGUGAUUGCUUCAUACAAGAGCACAAAAUGUGUAAAUGUCUUUGAAAAUGUGAUUCGAGUAUGAGCUUUUUUUUGUUGUCUUAAAUGGGCAGUGUUGUAUUUUGAGACAGGUUUGACUAAACUAAGUAGCCAAUAGGCAGCAGAGGGUAACAUCAUUUGUCUGAUUCUCUGAAAUAGUGUUAUGGGAAUAAUACUGCAUGUUAUUUUGUAAAGUGGUUUCUUACAUCAAACAAUACAAUAACCUUUUCAGUCACCUCCUUGUCUGAAGGACAAGGUAAUGUCAAGCCCUGCAUGUUUUUUUUUAAGUCUCAUGGAAUGUAGGCUACAUUGAACAUCCCACAUUGGCUGUUACUGUAGGGUGAAUGACAGAACAGCUAUUUCAAUGUUAAAAUGUUAUGAGACGCAUUUUCUCCAUUGUUUAUUUAUGGUUGGCCACUCUGGUAGGCCUACAUUAUGAUCAAAUAGCCACAAUAGCCCUUUUGACCACCGUCUGAACCGGUAACUUGAAGUGGGUACAGCCUCAGCGUUCACAUUAAACGCGCGCUGGAAGUUGCACAGAAUUUUCACAACGGUCAAGUUUGAGCUCAGCAGACCUGAAAUUUGCUCUGUGCCAAAAAUAUUUGAGGGAAUAUAGGGUGAAAUGCUCAUAGGGAACUAUUUUGUCAGAGUGACAAGCAUGUAUUCAAGACACACGGAGGCGUGUAUUCACCCACAUCACCAAUACUUUGGAGGUGUGCUAAGGCGCUAUAGAAACAGGGACUACUAGAAAGAAAAUGCAUUUCAGAGGUUUGCUUAUUAAUUACUGAAAUGUGUUGUUACUUGCCUCAAAGAUAUUUGUAUACUCUCUGUUUUAUGACUUCAAUAUGAGACAACAGAAUGAUAACAAAUAUCUUUGCUUUGACAGUGUUGGUGCAAGAUUAGUCUAAACUGGACAGUGGCUUACCACUACUUGGCAAUUGUGCACCAACAUAAUUAAUCAUUUAUUUGGUUUUAUUUAAAGCAUGCAUUCUAAUAGAAGCUCCUCUAUCAUUUAAUCACUUUUUAAAUUGUUUUACUCUAUUACAAGACUACAUCAAAUCAAAUUUCAAAUCAAAUGUAUAUAUAUAGCCCUUCUUACAUCAGCUGAUAUCUCAAAGUGCUGUACAGAAACCCAGCCUAAAACCCCAAACAGCAAGCAAUGCAGGUGUAGAUGCACGGUGGCUAGGAAAAACUCCCUAGAAAGGCCAAAAACCUAGGAAGAAACCUAGAGAGGAACCAGGCAAUGAGGGGUGGCCAGUUCUCUUCUGGCUGUGCCGGGUGGAGAUUAUAACAGCACAUGGCCAAGAUGUUCAAAUGUUCAUAAAUUACUAGCAUGGUCAAAUAAUAAUCACAGUAGUUGUCGAGGGUGCAGCAAGUCAGCACCUCAGGAGUAAAUGUCAGUUGGCUUUUCAUAGCCGAUCAUUAAGAGUAUCUCUACCGCUCCUGCUGUCUCUAGAGAGUUGAAAACAGCAGGUCUGGGACAGGUAGCACGUCCGGUGAACAGGUCAGGGUUCCAUAGCAGAACAGUUGAAACUGGAGCAGCAGCACGGCCAGGUGGACUGGGGACAGCAAGGAGUCAACAUGCCAGGUAGUCCUGAGGCAUGGUCCUAGGGCUCAGGUCCUCUGAGCCUACAUCUGGCUCGGGUCCUACAUCUGGCUCAGGUCCUACAUCUGCAUGGUUCCUCUCAUAUUUAUGUUGUAAUGCCACAACAGAUUGUCUGUGUUUGUACAUGCUUGUACACAAACGUUCCUCAUCCAAGGCCUAUGUUGAUUCAAAUGAGAGACAAGGAAUGCUGCUGUUUAAUUUAUCAAGUCCACUAAAUGCUGGCAUCUUGGAAAGUUGGAGCACAACAUCUGACUACAGAGAAAAGUGGACAAAACAGUGUUUCUCAGUGAACAAUGGUGUGGACACCUGAUAGCCUCACAUUGUCAUGAACAGAACCUUCACUAUCAGCU
This is a messenger RNA of Salvelinus fontinalis (brook trout), 4066 nucleotides long. It is a transcript of the gene gjb3, whose product is annotated as gap junction protein beta 3. Gene Ontology annotation, biological process: cell communication. NCBI's taxonomy places the organism in Eukaryota, Metazoa, Chordata, Actinopteri, Salmoniformes, Salmonidae. The coding region runs from base 358 to 1194 and encodes 278 amino acids. Gene Ontology annotation, cellular component: connexin complex. The transcript has 2 exons. The record is from RefSeq and is a predicted model, not a curated record.